Messenger RNA from Aspergillus bombycis, 2934 nucleotides. RefSeq names its product Avl9 protein. Gene Ontology annotation, molecular function: ATP binding; MAP kinase activity. Gene Ontology annotation, biological process: protein phosphorylation; stress-activated MAPK cascade. The record is from RefSeq and is a predicted model, not a curated record. Bases 1 to 2934 code for a protein of 977 amino acids. The transcript has 16 exons. Lineage: Eukaryota; Fungi; Ascomycota; Eurotiomycetes; Eurotiales; Aspergillaceae. Gene Ontology annotation, cellular component: cytoplasm.
AUGGCGGAAUUCGUGCGUGCCCAGAUCUUCGGCACGACCUUUGAGAUCACAAGCAGGUACACAGAACUGCAGCCUGUGGGAAUGGGUGCGUUCGGCCUCGUGUGUUCGGCGAGGGACCAAUUGACCGGACAGCCCGUCGCUGUUAAGAAGAUUAUGAAACCUUUCAGUACCCCAGUCUUGUCUAAGAGAACAUACCGCGAACUGAAACUAUUGAAGCACUUGCGCCACGAAAAUAUCAUCAGCCUAAGUGAUAUUUUUAUUUCUCCCCUCGAAGACAUCUAUUUCGUAACCGAGCUCCUGGGUACCGACCUCCACAGACUUCUCACAUCAAGGCCGUUGGAGAAGCAGUUUAUCCAGUAUUUCUUAUACCAGAUCUUGCGAGGACUUAAAUAUGUGCACUCAGCAGGCGUUGUGCACCGUGAUCUUAAGCCAAGUAAUAUCCUUAUCAACGAGAACUGCGACCUGAAGAUUUGCGAUUUUGGUCUCGCCCGUAUUCAAGACCCUCAGAUGACAGGCUACGUGUCGACGAGAUACUACCGUGCGCCCGAAAUUAUGCUCACAUGGCAAAAGUAUGAUGUGGAGGUGGAUAUCUGGAGCGCCGCUUGCAUUUUCGCCGAGAUGCUGGAAGGAAAGCCUUUGUUCCCCGGAAAGGAUCAUGUGAACCAAUUCUCCAUUAUCACAGAACUCCUUGGUACUCCACCGGACGAUGUGAUUGAGACAAUCUGUAGUGAGAAUACUUUGCGAUUUGUCAAGUCUCUUCCCAAGCGCGAACGUCAACCUCUCGCCACCAAGUUCAAGAACGCUGACUCGGAUGCGGUUGACCUUCUCGAGCGGAUGCUGGUAUUUGACCCGAAGAAGAGAAUUCGCGCGGGCGAGGCGCUGGCGCACGAGUACCUUGCUCCGUACCACGACCCCACCGAUGAGCCUGUGGCAGAAGAGAAGUUCGAUUGGUCAUUCAAUGAUGCUGACCUACCUGUAGACACCUGGAAGAUCAUGAUGUACUCGGAAAUUCUCGACUUCCAUAAUAUCGAUCAGGGUACCGAGGCGAGUCAAGUCCUCGUUGAGGGAGCUGGCGAUGCCCAGCAAAAUUUUAAAUUUCGAGAAAGCCUAGUCAUUAAUCUGAACAAGGAUGAAAGUUUCAAGGAUCAAAAUCUUGGACUGUCUUUGCGGGAAAUGAUUCAUGAGUUUAAGUAUCAAACUCUGGUCCUAUUCAAAGCCAUACUCUUGCAGCCCAAGAUGCUUUUCUUUGGUUCAAGAUACCCAUCAUUCGAAAGCUAUACGAAGACUGUUGAGAAGCCUACCACUCUGAAGACAAGUGAUAGAAGUUCUCUGCUGGCGUAUAUGGGACUGCCACUUCAAAUUUUUGGCAAGGGGAGCAUGUUCGGACCUUACACGCCUCUACAGCAGCUGGAUCUGCUGGCGGAUCACGGAACGAAGUCAUAUGUAGUUGGCUCUACGAAUUCGUUACUUUUACAACAGAAAGAUCGCUAUAGUGACAUCUUAAUCAACCUUGACGAGGACACUAUUAAUAUCACGUCCCCCUCUCUACGAAAUGCAUUGGCACUAUCUGCUGCAGACAGACGCUGGAUCGACCUUCUUACCCAGAUUAUCAACGAUACGUGGGACGAGGCGCACCCGGAACAACCCAAGACCCACGGGUAUAUGGGCUCCGAAGAAUUCAUCAGGUUACAAUUCGAAGAAUAUCUGCUGGCAUUGCUUUCAUGUAUGAAAUAUCAUGAGGAGCUGGAUUCAUUCAAUGCGGGUGACCCUGGCCGCAGGAGCAAAGAACAAUUGGAUGCGUUCAACAUAGAAGGCGACCCUGCGCUCGAAUUCAACGCUGAGUUUCUGGCACAGUGGCAAAACACUUCUAAUUAUGCGCUUUUCAAAAACCUGACCUCUGAUGCACUGUUGUACUCCAUUGUCGAGCCUCGUCAUCCUUGUGCCGGAGGCCUCACCAUGGACGAUGUUCAACGUCGGUUAUCACAACAAGUCGCGGAUCUUCAUCUGGAUGAACGGGUACGGGAAAGCCGCGAGGCGCUCAAUAGGCACAUCAGUACUGGCCAAAGGAAAGUAACCGCCGCAUUCAACAACUUCUGGAACGAUAUCGAAGCGAUGCGGGAAGCACAGCGGAAAAAGAAUGAAGAGAGAACUCCCCAGUCACAACGGUCCUCAAUUGACAAGGGCCCUUCCCCCCCAUUUUCACCGUCCGAUACAGCAUCAGUGCAUUCCACUAGUGGUUCCUCUUGGUUCGGUGGUCGCAAGGCUCCUUCCGUGGACAUCACUCAAGCACAGGCAUCCGUGAGUGCCGCUGGUCAAAGGGCAGGGGCGUAUUUGAAUUCGUGGAGUACCUGGGCUAGCGAAAAGCGAAAGGAAUGGCAGGACAAAAAUAAAACCCCAUCCUCUCCAUCUUCAGUAACCUCACCGUCGACCCCGACAUUGGCGGGUACCGCAGAGCAGAGCGACCCGCCGGAAAGAGGUAGACGAUCAAUGCAGGCAAGCCGCAGUGAAGACUCUAUUACUUUGUCUCGCAGCGGAAGUAGAAGGAAGAGAUGGAGCAACAUUUUCCUGAGACGGGAUAGCGGCGAGUAUGGCUCACCCAACCGGAAGGAUGAUGGUGACGGUAGCGAAUAUGACACUGCCAAUACACGCUCGCAGCUAUCGAACGAGGUCCCUGCUAAUGACGACCCGUCGCACCCAACCGAACAGCCAUCUAAAGAGGCGAAGGCCUCCACACAAACUCAGGUCAGCAGUAUAAGCGAAACCCACACACCCAGUGAGACAAAGAAUACUGCCACCACUACCGACGCAUCAACUGAGCAGCCCAAGCCUUCUGUCAAGCCCCAGACCAUCAUCGCUAAAAAGGAUACCAUAGCAGAAGAGCCAGCAUCCACCGAGUGCAAGACUCAAAACGAAGCACCCACCACCGCAGAAUAA